Messenger RNA from Pedinophyceae sp. YPF-701, 492 nucleotides. The record is from the annotation of a GenBank genome assembly. Lineage: Eukaryota; Viridiplantae; Chlorophyta; Pedinophyceae.
AUGCCGCUCGGUCCCGUGGAGCCGGUGAACAAGGACAAGGAGACCGUCCUCGUGAAAUACUUCGACACCAACACGAAGACGCAGACCGUACGGAGGCGGCUGAUUCUGCCCCUCGACAUGGCCAUCGGCGGCGGACAGAUGCCCACGUCCCCGACGUCCUACAGCAACGUACGCGGGUUCAACGCCCCGUCGCCGACGCCCACCCAGUCGUCCAUGGCCAGUUCCACGGGACGCAUGACCAUCCUGUCGUGCUCGGGGACCGGCGACGCGGUCAACAUGACCACCACGACCCGCACUCAGUUCCAAGACCCGCACGGCGGCAUUGACCGCUGCGGAUCGACGACACCCACCCACGGUCGGAGGAGCAUGAAUGUGUCGAACUGGGUGUCGCCGAGCGGAGGGGCGCGCGCGGGCGCGGCCUUCAUGCGCGACGCGAAGAUGAUGGCCGCGCCGGCGAUGUACCACCGCAAGAGCUGCGCCGCGUGGUUUUGA